AUGGCUAUGGGCCUGUGCGAGUGCAACACCACAUACCCGCUGACGCGUCCGGUGGCCACCAAGACGGGCGGCGUGCGCUACCGGGUGGCCGUCAUCAGUGACCUGGACACGGGGUCACGGCGAGGCGCCGCGUGGGUCAGCGUGCUGCGGCGAGGCUGGCUCUCCUGGGACGAGCGCCGCCGCGCCGCCGACGUCUGGUGGGACGGGGAUGACGUCACGCUGACGUCUUCACUGGCGCAGGGCGGUCGGGGUAUGGAGCUGUCGGAGCUAGUCGUGUUUGACGGUCAUCUGCUCUCCGUCGACGACCGCACCGGGGUGGUGUACCGCCUGACCUCGGGUCAGGCCGUGCCCUGGCUCAUCCUGGCGGACGGCGACGGCGCCGUGGCCAAGGGCUUUAAAGGGGAGUGGAUGGCGGUGAAGGAUGAGCACUUGUACAUUGGCGGCCUCGGGAAGGAGUGGACCACAACCACGGGCGAGGUGCUGAACCACAACCCGCAGUUUGUGAAGCGCGUCUCGUGCGGCGGCGGCGUGGAGCACCUGGACUGGCAGCCGGUGUACCAGCGGCUCAUGGCGGCGGCCGGCCUGGUGGCGCCGGGCUACCUCAUCCACGAGGCGGCCGCCUGGAGCCAGCGCCUCCGACAGUGGGUGUUCUUGCCGAGGCGCGCCAGCAGCGAGCGGUACGAUGACCUGGCGGACGAGAGGCGCGGCACCAACCUGCUGCUCCGAGCCGACGCACAGUUCGCUGACGUCCAGGCCUAA
Messenger RNA from Pollicipes pollicipes, 759 nucleotides. RefSeq names its product soluble calcium-activated nucleotidase 1. NCBI's taxonomy places the organism in Eukaryota, Metazoa, Arthropoda, Thecostraca, Pollicipedomorpha, Pollicipedidae. Bases 1 to 759 code for a protein of 252 amino acids. The record is from RefSeq and is a predicted model, not a curated record. The transcript has 7 exons. Gene Ontology annotation, molecular function: GDP phosphatase activity; calcium ion binding; UDP phosphatase activity. Gene Ontology annotation, biological process: proteoglycan biosynthetic process.